AUAUAUAUAUAUAUAUAUAUAUAUAUACCAACCAAUUAUUAGUGUAAAUCUAAUACUACACCUGAUGGUACUCGGUUGGUUAUAUUAGGUAUUUUUUUUUCUUUUUUUUUUUUUUAUUUCUUACCAAGUGCUCACCAUAACCUUUUAUAGAUAAAAUAAUACAUAAUCAAUUGUUAGAUAAUAUCGAGUAUCGACAAAUUACGUUAUGUGUUGAUUAAGACAAUCGUAUGAAAAAGUAUUUAAGUAAUAAUAUUUUUAACGGGCAAGAUUUACUUAGUUAUUUCGUAAGUAAAUUUAAUAGUUACACAUCAGUGAUAUUAAAUUGUAAUUAUAGUUAUUAAAAAUAGUGAGUGCGGUUGACAAGUGUAGUAAAAGAGCUCAAGUACGGCGCUAUAAGCGCCUGAAGGAGCUCUAAAAAAAUGCAGAUGAUGACGGGAGAAAAAGGACCGAGCCACCUUGUCGUUCUUUACGUAGCGACCGCAGGACUACAGGGCAAUGCACUCGGUACUGAUGAAGAAGAAAUUAUACUUAUUAUUUAUGUUCUCAUCGAUGUGCUCCAAAAUAAGGUAAUAGGUCAUCAACAGUAUAUAGUACAACCAUCUUCUUUAUUGGAAGCAAGUCAAGAGGAUGACACUUCAGGAUCGACAACGUCAAACAGUGUUAUUAGUGAAACCGCAUUAACUCACGCUCCAAAUUUAAAUGAACAAACUCUUCGAGAGCACGGCAUUUCAUUGAGUCAAGCUAUUCAACAGUUUGAAAGUUGGUGGUCAUCGUUGACAUGUGUAUCCGCCGGAAGUUCACCUCGUUUUGUGGUUGAUGGGCAAGCUCCUUUAAGACAAUGUCUUCAUCCUGAGUGCUACAAUAAAGAUCUAGACCUCCCGGAAUAUUACAAUUAUUUUUAUGAUCUUCGCAAAGAGUUUACCAGUUGUUAUUCAACUCAAGGAGAACUUGCUACCCCCAGUAUCCAGGAAAUGAUUCAAUAUUUUGGCAUGUCGCCAGACACUGAUAAUGAUUUUCACGUAAAAGAAGUUCAAGAUAUGGUUAAUGUUAUACAAAGAAUGAUCAAAGAUGGACACAUAUUCCAGACCCCUGAAGUAAUAAAUCUUGUUCUAGAACCUGGUAUAUGUUCAAAGGAUGAAGAAGUUGAUAACAAUUGUGUUGUGAGAGCCCGAGGUUUGCCGUGGCAAUCAUCAGACCAAGAUAUUGCCAAAUUUUUCCGUGGGUUAAAUGUUGCCAAGGGUGGAGUAGCCUUAUGUUUAAGUCCCCAAGGCAGACGCAACGGUGAAGCUUUAGUAAGAUUUGUUAAUAAAGAACACAGAGACAUGGCGUUAAAAAGGCAUAAGCAUCACAUUGGCAAACGGUACAUCGAAGUGUACAAAUCAUCUGGCGAGGAAUUUGUAAGAGUUGCAGGUGGUGCUAGCGGUGAAGCUCAUGCAUUUCUCUCGCGUGGUGCUCAAGUCAUUGUGAGAAUGCGAGGUUUACCAUACGACUGCGUUGCUAAACAAGUGAUUGAAUUUUUUUCCGGUGGGCAAAAUCCGUGUCAAGUGCUUGACGGUGAAGAUGGAGUGCUGUUUGUCAAAAAGCCAGACGGCAGAGCUACAGGGGAUGCUUUUGUUUUGUUUGCUAAAGAAGCUGAUGCUGAAAAAGCGCUUAGCAAACAUCGUGAUUGUAUUGGAGUUAGAUAUAUCGAGUUGUUCCGGAGUACGACUGCAGAAGUACAACAAGUUCUCAAUAGAGCUAUAGACAUUAAACCACCGGUUGAUAUGACAUCAAUGUUACCACUUCCUCCUCCAUUGCUUCCACAGUAUAUAAUAACAUCAGGAACAAGAAAAGACUGUGUCAGAUUACGUGGUCUUCCAUAUGAAGCGUUAGUUGAACAUAUCCUGGAAUUUAUGGGGGAAUACGCGAAGCAUAUUGUCUACCGUGGAGUACAUAUGGUCUACAAUUCCCAAGGUCAACCGUCGGGUGAAGCAUUUAUUCAAAUGGACAGCGAAAAUUCAGCAUUCGCAUGCGCGUCACAGCGUCACCACCGGUACAUGAUAUUUGGGAAAAAACAGCGUUACAUCGAAGUGUUCCAGUGCAGCGGAGAUGACAUGAAUCUGGUAUUGACAGGUGCAGCACCACCAGUAGCCAAAUCGCUUCUCUCAUCCGGUACGUUGAGCUCACAUACACACCCGGCCCUAGCUCCUCCUGCCGCGGCAGCACCUAUGCCGGUACAAACAACCACCCAACCCCCGUUAUGGGAUUUACAUACAUUAGUACAGGCACAAGCCCAAGCCCAAGCUCAAGCACAAGCUCAAGUCCAAGCUCAAGCUAUGAGAAAUCAAGAUUUUUGGUUAAUGGCACUUGCCGCAAAUCCACCACCACCAACAUCAACAACUAACGGAUCACAAAACGCUGUUGUUACUAGUAAAGCUCUUGCCCUUCCUUCACCCACUCAGCAUCAGUUAUCAACUUACUCAUUAAAUCAUCCACAUUCUCAUCAUACUCAUCAUCCUCACCAUCAUCAUGCAGCGUCUGCUGCCGCUGCUGCUGCUGCUGUUCACGCAGCAUCGCUUCCUCUUCACACUCCACAAACACAACCGCCGUUUUUAUUUUUCAAUAUGCCGUCGAGAAUUCCAAUUCUUCGGCCUCCCGGUCCCCAUGGACUUUUAUCACCCAUUGUACAAACUCCACAAAUAAAUCCCGCGGCAUUUAUGGGUAUUAAAAGGUCAUGGGAAAAUGCAUUUUCUGCUGCUGCUGCUGCCGCUGCUGCUGAUACUGUUUCCAGUGUACCAAAACGUCCAACUUGGCAAGCACCAGCGGCAUAUCACGCAGCAGCCGCUGCUGCUGCCGCUGCUUCUGCUGGUACAUCCGGCCUUGCCUACCCUGCUCAAUUUUAUCCUCAAAUGUAAUAACUUCAGUCUAUUUAUUUUUUUUUAAUUAUUUACUUAAUCGAUAUGUGAUUAAUCUUGCACACUUAAAAAGACAGACUCGAUAUCAUACAUAAGAAUAGUUCUUACGGUUUAAUGGUUGUGUCUAAAACAAAGUACAAUCAAUAAUCAAGCGGCUAUUUUCAAUAUAGUUUAUAUUUUUUAUUAAGAAUAAGUAUAUCAUUUUCCAUUGCUUUUUUUACACUAGGUAUUUUUUCUAACUUUGAAAACGGCGCACACGC
Cotesia glomerata is the source of this 3154-nucleotide messenger RNA. RefSeq names its product RNA-binding protein fusilli. NCBI's taxonomy places the organism in Eukaryota, Metazoa, Arthropoda, Insecta, Hymenoptera, Braconidae. Gene Ontology annotation, molecular function: mRNA binding. The record is from RefSeq and is a predicted model, not a curated record. Gene Ontology annotation, biological process: regulation of RNA splicing. The coding region runs from base 420 to 2894 and encodes 824 amino acids. The transcript is spliced from 10 exons. Gene Ontology annotation, cellular component: ribonucleoprotein complex; nucleoplasm.